UGCGAAGUAAGAUCGGUGGCUAAUUUUACCUUACCUGGGGAUUAUUUGACUCAUUGCUCCAGUUGAGCCCCCUUGUUGAAUCUUCGGUUCCCCCACGCUACACCAAGCUGAGGUGGCCGUGUGCAACUGUCCGGGUUUCAGAUACCGCUCGUGGUACAGUACAUGUGUAUCGCUGCCUCGCUCUUACACGUGUAUGUGCCCGAUCUGUUGUACCAAAAGUCGACGACGAGAAGGAAGGAGCUACUCACAGACUCGGCCUGCUCGACCCAAGAAAUACGGAUACAUCGUCAGAUGAGAGGAAUGAGCCGUGCCCAAGCCGGCAACCCGCAUGUCACUACGCAAUCAAACAUGCAACUCCUUGUCCCGGAUGGGUCUACCAUUGGCUGUAGAUUAUCGAAAUCAUCUGAUAAUUUUGCUACUGUGCGCCUUUUUAGGAACCCAUGGCUGUUGUCGUUUCCGAAUUCCUCCCGACCACUUGCUUUUUUUAGGGUUUGGACACCAACACUUGAUCAGGCCCGCGCUGUUUCCGGCCUUUGCGGAUCACACAACAGUGACAGCGCAGUACCUAGUACCAGGCUCACCAGGCUAUCAACCGGAACCUCAUUCCUCGCGAUGCGCAGCGUCUGAGCGAAAGGAUGAAUUAGAGAUUCCGACUCUUAGCAAGGUUAGCCCAGUCCCGCCCUCUUACCCGGUCUGGAGCGACAAAGGGUUGCGCCAUCUCCCCGGCCGAUCGGCUAUCCCGGGCGGGUCGGCUGCCCGUCAACUUUAGCUUUGGUACAGGGCCUUCAGCGGGCCGUUCCGCAAUCUUUCACCCGAACCACCAUUAGUGACACAGUCAAGCCUAUUCCAAGGGUGAUGACAGCAAUUUGCAUGAGUUCUGUCUGAUCUUGAAUUAUGGAGU
Molecule: messenger RNA, 901 nt
Organism: Canariomyces notabilis
Lineage: Eukaryota; Fungi; Ascomycota; Sordariomycetes; Sordariales; Chaetomiaceae
Exons: 1
Coding region: 163-627 (154 amino acids)
Source: RefSeq, a predicted model, not a curated record